AUGCAAGAGGGCCAAUCCUGGGAUGCCCUCCCGGCCGAUCUCGUCGCCGACCUCGCUCAGCUCACAAAGGCCAACUCCAUCGAAGCCGUCCUCCAAGGCAACAAAAAGGACAACAUCACCGUCAUCUACACGCCCUGGUCGAACCUCAAAAAGGAUGGCUCCAUGGAUGUCGGCCAAGUCAAGCGUGUCCUCGUCGCCCAGCGCGAGAACCCCAUCGUCAACCGGCUCAACAAGACCAAGGUCGAGAAGAAGCCGGACCUGAAGCUCGAGCGCGACGAACGCCUCAAGAUGCUCCGCCGGCGGGAGCAGGACGCCCAGCAGCAACGGAGGAAGGAAGAGGCCAAGCAGGCGCAGGAGUGGAAGGAAAAGAAGUGGCAAAAGGAUCACGCCUACGACAAACUCUUUACCGAAGAAAACAUGGCCGCCAUGAGCAACCAGGAGCGCGACGAAAAUUGGGAAGACGACUUUAUGUGA
Molecule: messenger RNA, 474 nt
Organism: Drechmeria coniospora
Lineage: Eukaryota; Fungi; Ascomycota; Sordariomycetes; Hypocreales; Ophiocordycipitaceae
Product: Coiled-coil domain-containing protein 25
Exons: 4
Coding region: 1-474 (157 amino acids)
Source: RefSeq, a predicted model, not a curated record